GUAGGACUACUCGGAGAAAAUAUUGAAAUUAAGUAUAAAAUUCACCUUAGUGUUAACCUUACAGGUACUGCACAAUAAUGUGCUAAUUUUAUCAAGCAAGCAACGUUACUUUCUGUGCGAUAGGAGUUGUGUCCUCCGCGCCAAUAGAUGGCGCUGUGCCCACGGUUUAUAAUAAACAAACAGAUGGCGGGAACGUUCGGUUGUGGUUUCAUAAUCAUAAACCUGAAGAUGGAGUCGGAGUCACAUGAGAUUACGAGUACUAGUGAUAAAACAACUUCACAAGAAGUUAAUAACGUUGUUCAGUCAUGGAUUAUUGACUAUUAUUUUGCAACAUUAUGUCGGCUUUUUAGAGAAAGGUCUUCGGUGGAGUUUCGAAAAGAACUGAAGUUAUUUGAAGGUUUAGUGGAUGAGCUCGAAUCACAUUCCUCUCAGAGAACCGUCUGUUGCUUCCUAGCCAGAGUGAUGGACGGGGAAAACCUGGAUGUCCGUUAUGAUCACGUUGCUCGAAUCACCCCCUUGAUGUCAGCUGUCCCAGUUUGGGAGUCAUUAAAGGACUUUUCUGAUCCUACUUUACAUGGAAAGAUUCAGACGCUACUGAUGGUUCAGAGUGUCUCUGUGUGUGUCAAGAAAGGAUAUGACAAAUUGGCCAAAGAAACCUUGCAGUGGCUGGAAGAACAGACAGAUGUACCAGAGAAGCUACAACGAAAGCUUGCCACCAUUGUGAACAAGAAGGAUGCAUAUGAUCAGAUCCUGAUGAACUUCAGUUUUGAUAAGCUAAUGGAGACCAUCGACACAUUCCUUGAAGCUUUCAACCAGCAAUAUGCCUCCGUUUUCUUACUCGAAGCAGCAUCAAAAGUUGUUCAAGCUCGUCAUGAGAGAUCUGAACUGGAGGAAACUGAAGAGACACCACCCAGCCUACAGUCAGACAAAUCAGAAUCAGAAAAUGAGGAACAUGAGGAUCCACUUGUGGUAAAUAUCAGACCCAAAAGAAGACUUCUUCCAAAACAAAAUGAUCCAUGGAAGCCAGAAACUGCAAAGAAAGCUCACGCCACACUCAAGAGAACCUCUAUUUGCAAGGUUUCCAGGAGAAGUAAUACCCCUUCCGAAUUACACAGCAAUAUUACUGUGUCACGCCAUUCCAGGAAGAAAUGGACUGAUGUAGAAGACAAGAAGCUGAAAGCAGGUGUGAAGAAACAUGGGGUUGGCAAAUGGAGCAAAAUCCUUAAUGACUUUGAUUUUGACAAUCGCACCACUGUUAAUUUGAAAGACAGAUGGAGAGUCCUAAAGAAACAGAAUCUUGUCUCUUGAGCUACAGCUGCCUUCUGCUUUUAAUAUUUAAAGACAUUUCUUGUAUUUCAGUUCUCAGCUGUGCAUAGUGCUUGUGCAAUAUAUAUUUAUAUUUUAAUGGUAGAUGUUUUUUAUUUCUUUAAACCAAUUUACUUUAUUUAGUUUACAACAUAACCAACAUUUUUUUACGAUGUCACAGAAUUUCAGCAGUUAUACAUGUCAUUUCACACAGCAAGUAAAAAAUGUUAGUAUUUUUUCUGAAUUGAUUAAAAGCUUUCAGCAUUAUGUUGCCAUUUAUUUAAACUGUAAGACCAACAUUUGUCCAGUAGAGGAUGCAGAUGAGUCUAGAGUAAGCUUUGUUUUGUAUUUGAAUUCUGUUCAUCUUUCACAGGAAAAAAACGUUUUUGAAAUGAUGCAGCUGUAAAAGUGAAAGUGUUGUAAAUAAAUGUGUAUACAUUUGAAAU
This is a messenger RNA of Danio rerio (zebrafish), 1751 nucleotides long. The record is from RefSeq and is a predicted model, not a curated record. NCBI's taxonomy places the organism in Eukaryota, Metazoa, Chordata, Actinopteri, Cypriniformes, Danionidae.